Onychostoma macrolepis is the source of this 1486-nucleotide messenger RNA. It is a transcript of the gene mettl18, whose product is annotated as methyltransferase 18, RPL3 N3-histidine. Lineage: Eukaryota; Metazoa; Chordata; Actinopteri; Cypriniformes; Cyprinidae. The transcript is spliced from 2 exons. Gene Ontology annotation, biological process: peptidyl-histidine methylation, to form tele-methylhistidine. The record is from RefSeq and is a predicted model, not a curated record. Gene Ontology annotation, molecular function: protein-L-histidine N-tele-methyltransferase activity. Bases 352 to 1320 code for a protein of 322 amino acids.
CUGUAUUGCUAAAAUCUGCUCUAAAGCGGCCCAGUAAAGGCAUAUUACGAGUUCUUUUUUUCUAUAACGUUGUACUAUUUCCCAGUUUGUUGCAGUCAUGAAUAACCAGUCCAUAAAAUCUAACUCACAAUAAGCAUUAACUUAUUUAAAACGCGAUUAUAAUUUGCAUUUACACUGCUAAAAUAAUUUACACCUAUUGGCUGAAAAUGCUGUUUAAAUAACUCGGACCUGUUCUGUUCAACCAAUGCAUUGAAAAGAUCCGACUCAAAAGAACAAUUCGUUCAGGAUUCGGAUAACGUAGUAGAUGUUCACACGUGCUAAGGCGCUGCGUGGGUCGAAAUAGUACAAGAGAUGGCAUUCAGUUUCAACUUCGAUGUUCCUUUACAGACAGACGAAACAAACGAUAAAGAAAACAAAGACGACAAAGCAAAAGAAGGGAAUCUUAAGUGCUCGGACGUUAGUGCAACCGUCCCAAAGAAGAUUAAGGAUGCUGUGGAACACCAACCUUUGUUGGAUCCUCUGUCCCAAAUUGAGAACUGGGUGCCUGAAACCAUCACAAUAGGUGCCCUGCCUCCCCUGCUCUGUCUCAAUGAAUCAGUGUUUGAGAAGACUGCUCCUGAACGAGAGGACAGUGAGGAGAUACUGGCCAAAACACUGACUCAAAACUCAGACCUCAUCUCUGGAGUCUAUGAGGGUGGGCUUAAGAUAUGGGAAUGCACUUAUGAUCUACUUGAGUACAUUGAUGAUGAAGGAGAGACCUUCGCUGGGAAAAGAGUAUUAGACUUAGGCUGUGGAGCAGGUCUACUUGGCAUACUUGCAUUGAAGAGAGGAGCCAGCAAAGUUGACUUCCAGGAUUAUAACAGCACUGUGAUAGAGCAGUUAACAGUGCCAAAUGUUUUUCUCAAUUGUGAAGAUGAUGAAGAAAAUGAAGAGACAAAUAGCAGCCCACCGUGUAAGAGAAAAGCCCUGAAUGCAACAGAGAAAUUACUAGAUCGUUGUGGUUUCUUCUCAGGCGACUGGAACUCUUUUCUCACACUUGUGCAAAAUAAAACCCCAUCACCAAAAUAUGACAUUAUCUUCACAUCAGAAACCAUAUAUAACACAGACUACUACUCUUCACUUCAUAAUGUGUUUUGUGACCUGCUUGAUGAGAAUGGUAUUGUUUAUUUGGCAACCAAAUCGCACUAUUUUGGAGUAGGAGGUGGCCUUCAUCUGUUUGAGACGUUUGUGGAGCAGAAUAACGUCUUUCAGAUCAGAUAUUUGAAGGAUGUGGAACAAGGCCUUAAGAGACAUGUCAUAUCAUUGACAUUCAAAAAGUGACAUUCAAAUUGUAUUGGUGGUAAAUAUUAAUGUGCCUAUGCAAUUAUGGUGCAAGUUAACAUAAAAUAAUGGAUGCAUAUUCUUUUUAGGCCAAAUGGAUGGUUAUGAGAUCCUAAAUUGUGCUUGGUGUAAAUAACUAAUGUUAAAACAGCAAGAGCAUCAUUAC